GCAGGAACAAUAAGCGGAGAGCGUCGCUCUGUCUGCUCCUCUCCGGAUCUCCUCCCCGGGUACCGGGACCAUGUCCUCCUCGGGUACCGGGACCAUGUCCUCCUCGGGUACCGGGACCAUGUCCUCCUCGUCGCGCAGACAGUCCUGUUACCUGUGCGACCUGCCCCGGAUGAGCUGGGCGGUGAUCUGGGACUUUACCGAACCGGUCUGCCGCGGAUGCGUCAACUACGAGGGCGCAGACCGGAUCGAGUUCGUGAUCGAGACGGCCCGACACCUGAAGCGGGCUCACGGGUUCCGAGAGGUCCAACCUCCUCCUGCUCCUCAGCAGCAGAAGAGCCAGCAGCACCAAGCGGACGGACCGGGGAGGUCUCAGCAGCCCGGUUUGGACCGAUACUCGCUCUCAGAUAGCCGGGCUCGGUUCGACUACCGGCUGCCCAACGGACUCGGACCCAACGGGUUUAAACCGGACGAAGGGCCGCCUGAGCUGAACCGCCAGAGCCCGAAUUCGAGAGCUCGCAGCCACGUUGGGCCGGUGCCGGUACCGGGAAAGAUACACGUACCGCCCAACCUGCUCCCUCAGACGCCGUCGAACGGUUCCGGAGGGAAGCGGCCCGCCGCGGUGUCCAGCUCGGACCAGGACCGGGAGCUGAAGGAGAAGCAGCGGAACGCGGAGGCUCUGUCCGAACUGAGCGACAGCCUGCGGAACCGGCAGGACGACUGGACCGGCAAACCGAAGCCGGUGCGGGACGCGCUGCUCUCCCUCACCGGCUGCGUCCCGUUCGAUGUCCGCUUCAAGAAGGACCACCAGCUGGUGGGUCGCGUGUUCGCCUUCGACGCGGUGUCCAAACCGGGUCUGGAGCACGAGCUGAAGAUCUUCAUCGAGUACCCGUCCGGUUCCGGUACCGUGUUCUCCAGCGCCUCCGGGGUCGCCAAGCAGAUGUACCAGGACUGCAUGAAGGAGUUCGGCCGAGGUCUGUCCUCCGGGUUCAAGUACCUGGAGUACGAGACGAAGCACGGUACCGGGGACUGGCGUCUGCUCGGGGACCUGCUGCCGGAGCCCCUGCGCUUCUUUAAGGAGGGGGUGGGGGGGGACAUGCUGCCGCAGCCGCACACCGACGGGAGCUGCCCGGUUCUACCGGGCCGGGUUCUGGCGUCCGGUAGCGGGGGCAGCAGGACCUGCGUGCGGAAGCGCAGGGCCUCACCGGAACCGGACUCGGUAGAGGGGGGGGGCGAGCAGCAGUGGAUCGGCAGCCAGACGGAAGCGCGCCGCCUCUCGUUCUCCGGUGACACCGGGAGCACCGGGAGCACCGGGCGCGUCUCCCCGCCGCAGAGCGCACAGUCCCCGAUGGCCGCGCUCCUGUCGGUCGCGGACGCGCUCGGGAGCGCGCACUCCCCCAACAAGGACCGCGAUUCGGUCCACUCCACCACGUCGUCCUCCAGACACACCAGCAGCGGCCCGGUGUCCCCGGCCUCCGUGUCCGGUCCGCGGCGCCUCUCGUCCCGCAGCGGCGACCCCCCGGGGGGCACGGAGCAGGUGCACGCGCAGGGCGUGCCCGACUCCCCCGCGGCCAACAGCGGGCCGCUGUGCUGCACGAUCUGCCUCGAGCGGCUGGAGGACACGCACUUCGUGCAGUGCCCGUCGGUCCCGAACCACAAGUUCUGCUUCCCGUGCUCACGCGAGAGCAUCAAGGCCCAGGGCGCGUGCGGGGAAGUGUACUGCCCCAGCGGGGACAAGUGCCCCCUGCUGGGCUCCAACGUGCCCUGGGCCUUCAUGCAGGGGGAGAUAGCCACCAUCCUGGGGGGGGAGGUGAAGGUGAAGAAGGAGCGGGACCCCUGAGGAGGAGGAGGAGGAGGACAUGACGUCAUCGUAUGUUGACAUUUGCUCCAGUGACGUGAUGGGGGGAGGGAUCACCUCCCGUUUGUUUAUUUGGCUUUUAUUUGACGUUUUUCUACAUACAUUUUUGUGAUUUGAAGAAAAAUAUGUCACGUAUAAUUUUGUUUUAUUUUCUUACUGAAAUAUCUCUGUUUUUAUAUUAUUUAUUAUUGAUUUAUAGGCUUAAAGAUGACAACAUCUUGUAAGUACCUUUGGAGCUCAGCCCGUUUAAUAAAUGACAUUGUUACCUUUUCACUGACGUGUGGCUCAUUUCUGGUUGCAUUCUGGGUAAAAGGAGUAGUCACAUGGAAACAUGGCCUUUUGUUUACUCACAUUGGAAGCACCAGUAGUUUUUUUUUGUUGCUGCAUUGCAGAUAUUUUUCAACAACAAGCACAAAUGUGUGUGUGUCGCACACAUUAGCAUUCACACUGUGAACAGCUGCACUGAGCCAAGGGCACUCUGUGUGUGUGUGUGUGUGUGUGUGUGUGUGUGUGUGUGUGUGUGUGUGUGUGUGUGUGUGUGUGUGUGUGUGUGUGUGUGUGUGUGUGUGUGUACACACACUGCAUCAGUGUGGUGGUUAACAAGGAGUACACAGAGACAACCAAAUGCAUUAAACCCUAAUCCACCCAGUGGGAGCAGGUGGGGGUUCAGUAUAUAUAUAUAAAUAUAUAUAUAUAUAUAGAACUGUUUUCAUCUUUUUCCAUCCUCCUCUACUUCUUUCUCCUCCUUGUCCUGUGGGAUGGUUUGGUUACCAUGGUGACCUCCUGGAUGACAGCAUUAUCUAUUGUUGAAUGUGUUAAUGAAACUAAAAGAGAAAAUGUGAAGAUGCAAAAUGAUUUUUUACUGAUAAAUAAAUGAUAUUACAUGAAGGUGCUUGGAGCCUGCAGGGGAAGAGGUCAGAGGUCACAUGUGUUGUUCCUCAUGCUGAUAGUGCUGACAUCGUCAUCUAUAAGCGUUUCUUUCUUCCUGAAAGCUGUUGACUCCUCCAAGAGAGGAGUAGGAAGUACGAGAGAGGAGAGGAGGAAGUGCCCAUCCCUCCCCCCUGUGAAUGGAAGCUACUCUCAUCCACAUCUCUGCUCUCUGUCGCCGUGGCAAACCACGUUGCCUAGUAACAGCAGCAGAGACGGAGAACGUCUGCAGCAGCUGUGUGAGAUUCUGAGCUCAGGUUAUAGUGGUGGCCAUUUUGUCUCCACACACACACACACACACAAGCUGUGUCUCAGUCUGCAUCCUUGUAGCCUCGCCUCCUUAAGGACGCAGCCUAGCCACUUGGAGACACAGCUCGUGUGUCCUCUGACUCCAGGGAGCAGAGUGUGUGAAUCAGGAGGAACAAUAGAGUACAUGAGGAGUUUUAAAUAAAGUGCACCAGCGAACAGUCACGGUGGAAAAUGGAUGUCAGUCAGUCAGGGGGGGCCCGGCUCUGUUGAUGAGCCCGGUCUUGGUCCUGAUGGA
Molecule: messenger RNA, 3326 nt
Organism: Pungitius pungitius (ninespine stickleback)
Lineage: Eukaryota; Metazoa; Chordata; Actinopteri; Perciformes; Gasterosteidae
Gene: irf2bpl
Product: interferon regulatory factor 2 binding protein-like
Exons: 1
Coding region: 71-1837 (588 amino acids)
Biological process (GO): regulation of transcription by RNA polymerase II
Cellular component (GO): nucleus
Molecular function (GO): transcription corepressor activity
Source: RefSeq, a predicted model, not a curated record